Molecule: messenger RNA, 4784 nt
Organism: Periophthalmus magnuspinnatus
Lineage: Eukaryota; Metazoa; Chordata; Actinopteri; Gobiiformes; Gobiidae
Gene: eps15
Product: epidermal growth factor receptor pathway substrate 15
Exons: 25
Coding region: 63-3527 (1154 amino acids)
Biological process (GO): endocytosis; endosomal transport
Cellular component (GO): clathrin coat of coated pit; plasma membrane; cytoplasm
Molecular function (GO): calcium ion binding; cadherin binding
Source: RefSeq, a predicted model, not a curated record
GGUUUGUAUCGGCCUCUGUGCAGCAGCAGCGCAGCCUGGAGCCAGUGGGAAACAGAAACACUAUGGCUGCCGCUCUGUCUCUUACUCAGCUCUCCAGUGGCAAUCCCAUCUAUGACAAGUAUUACAGACAGGUGGAUCCAACCAACAGUGGACGAGUGGUUGCACCUGAUGCCGCUGUUUUCCUGAAGAGGUCAGGCUUAGCAGACCUAGUUCUAGGAAAGAUUUGGGACCUGGCAGACUCUGAACGCAAGGGGGCCCUCAAUAAACAGCAAUUCUUUGUAGCUUUACGCUUAGUAGCCUGUGCCCAAAAUGGCCUGGAGGUGGCACUCAAGAGCCUUAAUGUGGCUGUUCCUCCCCCCAAAUUUCACGACACGAGUAGCCCACUGUUACCAGGAGGAGUGCCUGGUGAUUACCCGUGGGUAGUAAAGCCAGAGGAGAAGAUGAAGUUUGACGCCAUCUUUGACAGCCUUGGUCCUGUUGGAGGGAUGCUAACUGGAGAUAAAGUGAAGCCUGUUCUUCUUAACUCCAAACUGCCUGUAGACAUCUUGGGAAGGGUUUGGGAGCUUAGUGACAUUGACAGAGACGGCAUGUUGGACAGGGAUGAAUUUUCUGUGGCAAUGUAUCUAGUGUACAGAGCGUUAGAAGGCGAGCCAGUUCCUAUGUCCCUCCCGCCUCCCCUGGUACCACCCUCAAAGAGAAAAAAGCCCUCUGUGCCCCCUGUGAUGCCUCUGCUGCCAUCACCGCCCUCGGCUAAAGACAGAAGCUCCUCCCACUCCAAGACCCUGCCCCACCCCCCUAAACCUGUCCCAGUGUCAGCUCCUGCCCCAGUUCCUGUCCAAACUCCAGCAGCUGCUCCUUGGGUGGUGUCUCCAGCAGACAAAGCAAAAUAUGAUGAACUGUUCACCAAAACAGAUUCUGAUAUGGAUGGACUAGUGUCUGGACCAGAAGUUAGAGAUAUAUUUUUGAAGACAGGGCUGCCCUCUGCCACUCUGGCUCGUAUUUGGGAAUUGUGCGACAUUGGAGAUGUAGGAAAACUGACCCGGGAACAGUUUGCUUUGGCGCUUCAUCUGAUCAACCAGAAACUGACAAAAGGCCUAGAGCCUCCCCAGAGUCUGUCUCCAGAGAUGAUCCCUCCCUCUGACAGGCAGAAUAUAAAACAGAAUAAUUUGGCAGCUGACUUCUCUGCUAUCAAGGAGCUGGAUUCUCUCAGUAAUGAGAUUGUUGAAUUACAAAGGGAGAAAAGCACUGUAGAAGAGGAAAUCAAGGAGAAAGAGGAAGCUAUCAGACAACGGACGAAUGAGGUUCAGGACUUACAAGAUGAGGUUGCCAAGGAGACACAGGAGUUGACGCGACUCCAAACACAGCGGCAGAAGGUCCAGGAGGCAUUGGAGGAACUGGACCAGCAGAAGUUGUCCCUGGAGGAGCAGUUGUCCCACAUUCGCCAGCAAACAAGCCAGGAGCACCAACUGAUCACUUCACUGCAGUCUGAGCAUGAGGAGCAGGAGGUGAGGAUCUGUCAGUUUGAAGAGGAGCUGGUCCAGGCCAGAGAGGAGCUUCUCGCUCUGCAGGAAGAAAGCAGAAAGCUACAGGAGAAAGUCCAGGCAGCUAAAGAGCAGCUGACGCCUCUGCAAGAGUCUGUCAGGGACUCUUUCACACAAGUGGGACAGGUUCAGCAGAAACUAAAUGACCUUCAGAUGGAGGAGCGGUCAGUCACCGCUCAGCUCAGCUGGAAGAGAGCUCUUGAAGACAGCUCUCCAGUGCCAGUGUUGGUGAAUGGAGCUGGCCCCACCGCAGAUAUGCAUCAGGCAGAUCCUUUUCACAAGGACCUACUGGAGGAUGAUCAGCCCAAGGACCUGAAGGUGGAGGCACCAGUAAUUAACUCUAAUAUUCUGACAGAUCCAACUGACGUCUGUGAAGCAGCGGAAUAUGAAAGUAAAGAAGAGGAAUCUAGUCCAGAGGAAGAAAAAAGUAAACCAGAUCCCUUAGAUGAUCUCUACACUAGUCUAGCCUCGUCGGAUAUAUACAAUAAUUUUUCAAGCCUUGCAAAACCCUGGGAUACUGAAAAGGAACAAAGCAGUUCUACACCUGACAUCACACUUGAAGUAGUUGAAGAUGAAGAUUUGCCCAAGCCAACAGUAACAACAAAUGUUGAACCCCCUGAGCCAGAGAGCAAAGAUGAUUCAGAUCCUCCAGAGACCGUACCAACUGCCCCUUCACCACUGCCAACCAGCACUGCCCCCCGACCACAGACUACUCCCCCUCCUCUGCCCCAGAGUACCGCACCGCCCCAGACUAACCCCCCUCCUCUGCCGCAGAGUACUGCACCGCCUCAGACUACACCCCCCCCUCUCCCCCAAAGCACCGCACCACCUCAGACAACCCCCCCUCCUCUUCCCGAGAGUACAGCACCACCACAGAACAACCCAACUCCCCUGCCUGAAAUGGACUUCUUUGGAUCAGACCCCUUUACUGACCAUGAUCCUUUCAAAGAUGAUCCCUUUGGAAAAGCAGAAGUUCCAGAUCCAUUUGGAGGAGACCCGUUUAAAGGCACAGAUCCUUUUGCUGCAGACUCUUUCUUCACUCAGUCCUCAAGCGUCCCGUUUCCCUCAAGCGACCCUUUCUCUGGACCAGCUGACCCGUUUACUUCUGACACCAAUGCACCAGAACCGGACCUAUUUGCUACAAAGAAAAGUGACAAACCAGUCGCCACUCCUGCAAAUUCAGACCCCUUCAGCACAAAACCAGCAAAUCCAAGCACGACAACCCCAGAUCCAUUUACCUCCACAGAGAACAGUGAGCCUGACCCCGACCUGUUUGGAGGGAAAGUGAACGCCCUUAACGAGGCCGAUCCUUUUGGGACCCAUGAUGGAAAGUCUGACCCCUUCAGCUGUUCCCCACCUAGUUCUGAUUUGGCUGUGAAGGACACAGCCACAUCCAAUGACCCUUUUGCUCCAGGUGGUACUUCAGUAAGCACCUGUUCUGAUCCAGAUCCUUUUUCAGCUGUAUUUGGUAAUGAGUCAUUUGGAGGUGGUUUUGCAGACUUUAGUGCCUUGGCCAAGUCUAAUGGUGAAGAUUUUGGGAUUAAUAAUAAGAAUAUAUUCCAAGAGGACAACUCUGACGUGCCCCCAGCUCUUCCUCCUAAAACUGGCACACCGACUCGGCCUCCUCCCCCACCCCCAGGUAAGAGAUCCUCCAUCUCCAGAACAGAGUCUUCAGACUCUUUCCAUCGUCGAGGGCACUUCCUCCCGCAGUCUUCGAGCGAUUUUUCCUCUUCCUCCUCCUCCUCUUCCCUGCCUGCCAAGGAUCCUUUAGCUGACCCCUUCGCCCCCUCCUCCCCUCCACGUCACAACGUUCGAGAAGCUGACCGAUUUGCCAGCUUUGACAAAUAUCCAACAGAGGAAGACAUGAUCGAGUGGGCAAAGCGCGAGAGCGAAAGGGAGGAAAAGGAGCGACUCGCAAGGCUAACACAACAGGAACAAGAAGAUCUAGAGCUAGCCAUCGCACUCAGCAAAUCUGAACUGUCGUGAGUAUCCCAUCAUCCCCCUCUCCACAACCCCACUCCUUUUCACUGUCCCAGGAGGGCACAGCACAGCACAGCCCAGCCCUGAGCGGAAAGCACCAAAGCAAAGUGGGGACUAUAUUAUGGACUAAUUCAACAGCGGACCCCCUGAAGAAACUGUAUGGGAACAAGUCCAUCAACUAUCUUUCAUGUCUGUUGUACUGUCCACUAUCAACACAGUAUUGUAUUUCAAUGUGCUUUUCAUCCAGAGGAGCAGACUACAGUGGUGUGUGUGGUUUUAAAGGAUGGGUAGUUGAGAAGCCAUGCAGUGAAUAUGGAUUUGGAGAGGUUGAAUUGUUUCCUCAUUACUACUUCCGAAUGUAUUUAUUUAAGCAUUUAAAUGGCCUUUAUCACAAGCCUCUCUAGUUUUACACUAAUCCUAAUGCUACACUUUAUUAAAAUAUUUUUUCUACCUUAUUUCUAGUCUAUUGUACAUUUGACGUAUAGACAAAAUAGAAAUUUUACAUCACUUUUUUCAUUCGGUCAUUAAAAAAAAACAAAAAACUGUACAGAUAUAAGUCCUACAUGCAACUAAAGAAUGUGUAUGUUAAUUCAUUUUUACACCUUUAACUAGAGGGCCUUUUCUAUGUAAAUUGCAUGUAAUAUUUCAAAUAUGGACAAGGCUUCAAAGUAUGUCAUUCAUAUUUAACAUUUUUAAAUAUUUUGUGCUACCACCUCUUGGUAAAUUCAAAUCAUUUUGUAAUUUGUUAAUCUAUUCUGAAAUACUACAGUCCCUUUUAACAUAUGAUAUGAUACAGAUAUGAAACCAUGGUUAUGAUAUGAUCAUUAUUGUGGGGUAAUCCACACAUUCUGGUUUGGGUGUAAUUUUUCUUAUAAAUUAUAUUUUACAAUAGUCAGCAUUAAGCCAAAUGUUCAUCCUUGGAUUCAUUUGCACAACCAUUAAGGUUACCAAUGGAUCUCCAGUGCUGCACUGUGAAGGUUUUUGAAGGGAAUGUCUUGGCCAAUUUUUCUACAUUUUUCUGAUGAAAUGAUGCAUGCCUGUACAUGACUCAUUUCAUGCUGCAUUUUAUGGCCUUUCUGCUUUUAUUUCUUUUGUAGACUGUCUUAAUAGAAAUCAGAACCACUUAAAUUUAGGCUUAUCCAUAAAGGCUUUUUAAAAUUGUGUUUUAUUUUGUAUUUUCUAACAUGUAAGAGAAAUGAUCAAAUUUUGUCAGAUUAUGUAAUGCUAAAUGACAGUAAAUAAAUAUUAAACCUAUAGUUUGCA